This is a messenger RNA of Sodiomyces alkalinus F11, 2205 nucleotides long. RefSeq lists its product as hypothetical. The record is from RefSeq and is a predicted model, not a curated record. The coding region runs from base 1 to 2205 and encodes 734 amino acids. Lineage: Eukaryota; Fungi; Ascomycota; Sordariomycetes; Glomerellales; Plectosphaerellaceae. The transcript has 12 exons.
AUGGACAAGGCGAGCGAAAGAUUCGGCAGCGAUAGUGCCACCAGAAAAGAGAUGUACGUCUGCUGCUUGCUGAGAUAUCGACCGGGAAGACAAACCAGCCAGAGAAUGCCCGACAAGGAGACAGCAAUGGUUUGCAAGCAGUGGCGGAUGGAAGUGAAAUCAAACCAUGAUCGUCCAAAAGUCCUCUCCGUAACCUCCCCGGCCGCCAUGCAUAACCAGCGCAGGGUCCGGAUGGACCGCCGCGUCAAAAAAGAGCAUCCAUCUGCCCGAAAUCUGUUCAACCCUGUGCCCAUGGAUGCUGGUCUCCCCGAGGGGAGUCCAGCUACUGCCUAUGCUAUUCAUACACAGUUGAUUGGCAGAAAUGGGGCCGGCGUCGACCAAACGCUCCUGAACACUCAAUGGCAGCUGCAGUCAGCAGAAGUUCGACAACAUCGUGACCAUUGGCUGAUACCAAAUGUAGUGUGCAGCCUGCUUCUCGAGCAGAAGCUUCGCCUUCAAUUAAAUUUCUUGGCACCUGCCGUUAAUUCACGCACCCAUCACAUCGACGCGGCUCGCGAUAAGACCGGAGGACCAAGCGAGAAGGCAAAAGGCGAGCUGAAGAACAUCCGCAUCGGAGCUGAGACGACGAAUUAUGAUAAGUCAGAGCGACCGAUGAUGCAGCCCAGAACGCAGGAAGGCCAGAAACCCCACGGAGACAGCGUUCGCUCGAGGCAGCAAUCAGAAAAACAACAGCAGGAGGUGACGGCGCUUAUUGCUGCGUUGCAGCUGCUAUUCAAAGUCAGCGAUAUCACGACACUCGUCUCCGUGGCGCUGGUGGUCAUCAAGACUGUCGCUGGCACCUGGUCUGCCACCGUCCUCUGGGGCUGCGCCCGCUAUAUGCUAUCCAAAGAGCCUACUAGCCUGACGCUCGAGCGCGUGUCGUCUAUGCUUCGGUGGAAGCUGCUACUGGGAGUCGAAAUUCGCCGAGACAGCUUGAUGAUAUCGCUUCUCACUAUCGUUAUCUUCAUCCAAGCCUUCACGGGCCCUCUCUUGACUGGUUCCGUGAACUGGACGUCGGGGUCUCGGCUCUCCGUUAACGCAGUUUCUGCUACCACCCCCGGUCCGGGUAGUCUCGGCGCCUGGUAUUGGUAUAACGCCCAAGGAUCUUUUGACAAGAGACCACAUCUCAGGACCGGCGUUGGGUUGGCUGGUCUUGCUUGGGCGGAUCCUUCUACCAUGGACGCACACGGCAGGUCGGUAACUGGAAACGGAUGCCGCCAUAUCAUGAAUGACGACGGUCUGCUCCCUGACUCGGUGGUCGUGAAUGUUCUUAUGCCGUGCAUAGAUAUUCACGGGAUACAUUGGUACCGUUCCGCGGACGAGAUGGGCGCAGAAGAGUGGGACGAGCUCAAUGGCGGGGACUUGUCAUUAGUGAAUGACGACCCCUUUUUCUACUACACGUCUGGAGUCAGCUUUGUCUACAACGGAUCAGACAUACGUUCUGCUCCUAGCAACUGGGAGCAGCCGCCGCCACCGUACAGGUUUUCGGGCAACAAGACGGUCGUAGUGUUGCUGGAUCGCCAUGAGGCUACAGACCCUCCGUGUAGGGAGCUGACGAACACCAUAUUCGGCGACAUGGACGCGCUGCCCUAUUACAAGCCACGAGCUAGAGCUACUGGCUCGAGCGAGAACUGCUUCCUGAUCGGACGAGUUAGCUUCACCGCGGGCGUGACGACGAGUCGUCGUGCAAGGUAUAUCAACGGACGCGUCAUUGAAGACCAGACUCCGAUCGAAGAGGUCGAGUUCGCGCCGGACCCGUGGGUCCGCGAGGCCAUCUGGCUGCUGCCAGACAUGAUGACCAUGAUCGCCAUCACCAAUGCGUCUCAGCUGCCUUCGCACGACAACAUCGAUUACCACACCCACGGCCUGCUCCGCCAGAGCUACCUGGGCGCAUGGAGCGUGCUCAGCCGCAACUUCAAUGAAACCCAGGGCGAGUUCAGAGCGUUUCCCGCAGGCCCGAGGCUUGUCGCUGUAGUCAGCUUCGCACGAGUUUUCUCUUGGCUCGCUUUGUGCUUACUGAUGACGGUCUCCGGUGCUUUGGUCCUAGGAUUCUUUCUUCGCGAGAAGCAUUUGGCCCGACUGGAGGAUUCGGAACUCAGUAACAUGGUGGCUCAACUACUCCGUAGCGCGGACGUCGAAGAAUAUCCCGAUAAGCGUGCGGCUUAA